Messenger RNA from Vitrella brassicaformis, 1832 nucleotides. NCBI's taxonomy places the organism in Eukaryota, Vitrellaceae. The record is from the annotation of a GenBank genome assembly.
CGACGGCACCUGUCUGUGCGGGAGAGCUGCCAUCUAUCCCAGAUGGAGUCAGCUCAAGCUCCACAAACGAACUCAUCGCACGUCUCAUCGCCUCCGCACAUGCAGGUAUGUGAGAGCGCUCAUGCAUCAUUCAGACGCAAGAUCGUAAGACUGCGACCGUCAGGUGAGGGAGAUGCGAAUGGCUGGCGAACGGUCAGUCCGGCCAGCGUCGCCAGAGGCUUUAGACUCAUGGCGCACGCAAUUGAACUCCUUGCGCACACAACAUCCUGUCGAAUCUAGGCGACGUUCCUCUUUCUAUCAACACGUUCACCUGGUGAUGCCCCGCUCGUCAAGGAUGACAGGACGACAGAGGCUGUCAGAAAGACUAUUGAGAAGGCCAUCCAGUCAUCAGAUGUGGAGGGAUUGCAGGAGGCAAUAGGCAGUCUAUCACUUGAACAAGCGGAGAUAAUCUUGAAAAGCGGAAGAUGGGGACCCAAUUCAAGCGAGUCUGCCAUUCAUUUGGCUGCAGGUACGCGUAGUCCAACACAUGAUGAAAAAUCAUACGAACAUGAGAGCUUCUUUGUUGUCAGCGGUUUCUUCAGAUGCGAACAUUUUUGAUAUGCUGCUGCAAGAUCGACGACACUUCCUUUUCCUGAAAGAUCCAUUUGAUGUACUUAAUCAAUAUCUUUUGGUCAGUACCUUUAUGCUUUGCUUCCUUUCUCCCAGAAUGACAAGACAUCUCUUCACAUCCUUGCGAGACGAAAUCAACCUCAUCUUUUGAAGAAACUUGUUGGCUCGGGUGAACUAGACCUGCUGAAAGUCAAGGUUACUCGAUAAUCAGAACCCUGCAGCUCGUAAAAGAGAUGCCGCUUGCCUUUUCUUCUAUUUUAGGAUGCUUCCGGUUUUACUCUAUUGCAUGUCGCAGCAGGUAAAGCAUAUGUAGGUUGCAAAGGGCCGUUCCAUCCAUCUAGCGUCCUCUUGUGUUAUGUCUCAGAGUGCGGCCAGGCAAAUGUGGUGAGGACAAUACUCAAGAUGGACCCUGAGAUAUGGCGCGAAAAAAACAAAGUAAAUCAACAUACAGCCCUUUGUUUCACGAAAGUGCUAUUCGCUAUGUGGAACUCAACAGAAACGCAGGACUGUAUAUCAUACAGCGGCCUAUGAGGGCCAAGCUGAAGUGCUGGAGGCUCUCUUCGAUGCGGCUGGGCUUGAGGGUUUUUUAUGCAAUUUGUUCGUCAUUGGGUAGAUCGUGGCUCACUCGCUGCCCUUCGCAAUGUGGCCUAUGCUCUCUUGCAAUCCUUUACUUUGCGUCGCUUCAAUGACUUGCAGCACAUUCGUCGCUGUAAUCUCAAGGAUAAGGGCGUAGGCCAUGGUUUUAUUCCAUUCGUUCAGAGGCAGAAGAAUGACCCAUUUGGUAAGGGUCUGUCAGUGCCGAUUCCGGAGGGCAACUCUCUCCGCCUUUCUCUCUUACGUCUCUUACGUGCGUUUCUGCGUGUCGCCCCGGGUGGAUGUGGCGACGAAGGAAGAGACGGACGAGCAGACAAGACAGACGAACCCAAGCCAAGAGGUUGACCCAGUGCGGCAGCUAACCUGUCCGUACUGGAGAUGGUCGGCACGGCAAUGGGCAGCUUAGAAGGCACGCAGAUGUCAUGUUUGUCGAUCUGCAUGUCGUCAACUGACCGGCGGCGGGCAACGAAGGGUGGGUGGACGGAAGAGAUGAGCGGCCUUGGAGAUAAGAGAAAAAUGACGGGCCGCCUGCUUGCUUCAGACUCGGAAUGAAUGGCAAGCAGGCAAGAUGGCAAGAAUGGCAGGGAUGGGACCGACAAGAAAUACAUUAAAAGCAAGACAUGAGUCCG